CGUCACUUGAGUCACUGGGUAUUACUCGAUGAUAAGAGCUAGCGCUCAUGAGUCGUACGUUAACACACAACGUACGCCAGCCUCAUAUAGCUAAUCUGUGAUGAAGCUUCUGAGCUCGGCCGCAUGUUCACCCGGUCACUCAGACUCUCGUGGCACUCUUACAUAGGCUCAUCGAUAAUAUAAAGAACUGGGAGUUCGAUUCUUAAUCUGCAACCAACCAUGUCUUCUUUCACUUAUCAGUUUGACACACCGACCUACAAGGGCAUCUCGACGGUCCCCACUGGCCUAUUUAUCAAUGGAAAGUUUGUUGAACCCGUAGAGAAGGGCACGAUCGACGUCCUGAAUCCGGCCAAUGGAAAGGUCAUAACCUCGGUCGCCGCUGGUACUGCUGCGGAUAUCGACAUUGCCGCUCAGGCUGCAAAGAAGGCUUACAAAGAGCGCUGGGGCUUGAAGGUCCCUGGUGCGCAAAGGGGCAGAAUGCUCAACAUACUUGCAGACCUCCUCCAAGCCAACGCUGACGAAUUCUGUGCCUUGGAGGCUUUGGACGUAGGUAAAUCCUUCAACAGCGCCCGGAGGGCUGAUAUCCCCGGAUCUAUCGCUGUCCUGAGGUACUAUGCAGGAUGGGCGGACAAGAUUCAAGGGAAAACCAUCGAGACGAACGACAAGAAGCUGGCUUACACCCGUCACGAGCCCAUUGGAGUUGUGGGCGCGAUCAUUCCUUGGAACUUCCCUCUCACAAUGCUAGCGUGGAAGAUCGGCCCAGCUCUGGCAGCGGGCAACGCUGUCAUCCUGAAACCCUCUGAGCUGACACCAUUGACUGCGCUUCGUCUCUGUCCUUUGUUUGUUGAAGCGGGCUUCCCUGCUGGUGUCAUCAAUAUUGUCAACGGAUACGGUAGUACCGCGGGUCAAGCCCUCAGUGAACACAUGACAGUCGACAAGAUAGCCUUUACAGGGAGCACACUGACUGGGCGCAAGAUCAUGGAAGCCGCUUCUAAGACCAAUUUAAAAAAGGUCACUCUCGAGCUUGGAGGCAAGAGCCCUAGUGUCAUAUUCGACGAUGUAGACCUGGAGCAGACCGUGAAGUGGGUUUCACACGGAAUAUUCAUGAAUCAUGGACAAGCGUGUACCGCAGGUUCCCGCAUAUUCGUUCAAGCAGGAAUAUACGACAAAUUUUUGAAGGCGUUCACCAAACAUGCCCUGUCUUUGAAAGUUGGCGAUCCAUUUGCACGAGACACUUACCAAGGUCCACAAAUUUCGCAGACGCAAUUUGAGCGGAUCAUGGGAUACAUCAAGUCUGGUAAAGAGGACGGCGCAACCGUUCAUAUCGGUGGAGGACGUCAUGGGAACGAGGGCUACUUUAUUCAACCAACCAUUUUCACGGAGUGCAAGCCAAAUAUGAAGAUCGUGCAGGAAGAGAUAUUCGGUCCCGUGGCUGCGGUCAUUAAAUUCACCACAGAAGAGGAGGCCAUUGAGCAAGCGAAUGAUACUCUGUACGGCCUUGCUUGUUCUGUCUUCACCAGGGACAUAGACAGGGCGAUUCGAGUCGCGCAUAGUAUCGAAGCUGGUACCGCAUGGAUCAAUUGUCACAACUCCACCGAAUUGAGCGUUCCGUUUGGUGGUUUCAAACAGUCAGGCAUUGGGCGUGAGCUUGGCGAAUAUGCCUUGGAAAACUAUACAAACGUGAAGGCUGUUCAUGUUAACAUCGGACACCGUCUUUGAAAAAACAGACAUUCGCCGUGCUUUGUAUCAAUAUUAUCUACGUGGUGUCUGUUAAGAAAACGGAGUACCGGAAAGCGAACUUAAAACAACGCAAUGUAUCUAUGUUGUCAUUUCUAAAGUAGCACCACCAUUAUCCCUCUUUAAAUCUGUGGACUACGGCAAUAUUAACCACAGUACCAUACCACUCUUCGAUUUCUGCCUUUUAGCAAGGCAAAGCGCUUGAGCUGCCUCAGGCCUCAGGGGCGUUCAUUCCAUUUUGGGGAAUGUGACGUACUAACGUAGCGUUACAGUCGGGUCG
Messenger RNA from Suillus subalutaceus, 2017 nucleotides. RefSeq names its product putative 1-pyrroline-5-carboxylate dehydrogenase. Gene Ontology annotation, molecular function: aldehyde dehydrogenase (NAD+) activity. The coding region runs from base 220 to 1719 and encodes 499 amino acids. The transcript is spliced from 12 exons. Lineage: Eukaryota; Fungi; Basidiomycota; Agaricomycetes; Boletales; Suillaceae. The record is from RefSeq and is a predicted model, not a curated record.